CGGCUCGCCAGUGUCAGUCCCGCAGAGAGCGCCGGUGGCGGGGCGGACAGCCCAGCAGCCGCGGGUCGGGCUCGGAGCGCUGGCGUUGGGAGCGAGCCCGGGAGCCCCGGAGGCCCCGAUAACCCCGGGGAACCCGCGCGGGGAGCGCCCAGGAUGCCCCGCGGGGACUCGGAGCAGGUGCGCUACUGCGCGCGCGUCUCCUACCUCUGGCUCAAGUUCUCACUCAUUAUCUACUCCACAGUGUUUUGGCUGAUCGGGGCCCUGGUGUUGUCCGUGGGGAUCUAUGCAGAGGUGGAGAGGCAGAAAUACAAAACCCUCGAAAGUGCCUUUCUGGCCCCGGCCAUCAUCCUCAUCCUCCUGGGGGUCGUCAUGUUCAUCGUGUCCUUCAUUGGUGUGCUGGCUUCCCUGCGGGACAACCUGUGCCUUCUCCAAGUGUUUAUGUAUAUCCUCGGGAUCUGCCUCAUAAUGGAGCUCAUUGGGGGCGUGGUGGCCUUGAUCUUCCGGAACCAGACCAUUGACUUUCUGAACGACAACAUUCGGAGAGGGAUUGAGAACUACUAUGACGACCUGGACUUCAAAAACAUCAUGGACUUUGUUCAGAAGCAGGGUCCCCUCCUGCUGCCUGCCUGGGGCUGCAGUGAUGGCGGCAGCUCCUCUGUCCUGCCUGCUUCCUUCCUCAGUUCAAGUGCUGCGGCGGGGAAGACUACCGCGACUGGAGCAAGAACCAGUACCACGACUGCAGCGCCCCCGGACCCCUGGCCUGCGGGGUGCCCUACACCUGCUGCAUCAGAAACACGACGGAAGUUGUCAACACCAUGUGUGGCUACAAAACUAUCGACAAAGAGCGCCUCAGCGUGCAGAACGUCAUCUACGUGCGGGGCUGCACCAACGCCGUGCUCAUCUGGUUCAUGGACAACUACACCAUCAUGGCGGGCGUCCUCUUGGGCAUCCUGCUCCCCCAGUUCCUGGGGGUGCUGCUGACGCUGCUGUACAUUACCCGGGUGGAGGACAUCAUCACUGAGCACUCUGUCACCGACGGGCUCCUGGGGCCUGGCGCCAAGGCCAGCGUGGAGACCGCAGGCACGGGAUGCUGCCUGUGCUAUCCUGGUUAGGGUGCCCGCCUGGGACGGCGGCUCCAGCAGGACCGUGCCGAACAGCACCUCUCGGUACACACUGUGGGUGGACAGGACUGCAGCCCCUCUGCCACACUCGGCACUGACUGAAGCCCGGGCUGUGUGUGCCUGCCCGUGGUGCCCCUCAGCCACCACCUCCCCCAGGGGGCUUCCCUGCGGCCUGCGGAACAAAGGCGUCCCUUCUCCAGGCCUGGGACCAGGGGCAAGGGGAGCUCAGGGCUCAGCUCCGGCCCGUUUUGUUUCUGCCAGUGCCUUGGCCGGUGGUCCUUAUGCCCCUGCGAGGGCGGUUUUGUAGUGACUUGUAAGUGAGGAGAAAGGGGAGCGUGUGUGUGCGCCCCAGGGAAGGGAGGGGCGGGCUGCAGCCCUGGGCCGCACCCCCAGCCACGCCCGGGGCCAGAUCGGGCCACUUCUCAGCCUCCAGGUGCCUUGAGCCCUCUCCCACAAGCGCUGCUGCUUUGCUGACCCUGGGUUUUUAUGUGAUUUUUGUAACAUCCAUCUUUUGUACAGAUAACAGGAGUUUCUGACUAAUCAAGGCCGGUUAUUCCCCCACCCGCCCUAUUCUUGUCCUCUCCAAGCCAGUUCAUUAAUCAAACAUUAAAGGUAUGAUUUUUUUUUUUU
This is a messenger RNA of Lemur catta (Ring-tailed lemur), 1751 nucleotides long. It is a transcript of the gene TSPAN15, whose product is annotated as tetraspanin 15. Bases 154 to 981 code for a protein of 275 amino acids. The record is from RefSeq and is a predicted model, not a curated record. Gene Ontology annotation, cellular component: membrane. Lineage: Eukaryota; Metazoa; Chordata; Mammalia; Primates; Lemuridae. The transcript is spliced from 8 exons.